Ustilaginoidea virens is the source of this 531-nucleotide messenger RNA. RefSeq lists its product as uncharacterized. Gene Ontology annotation, cellular component: cytosol; endoplasmic reticulum. Lineage: Eukaryota; Fungi; Ascomycota; Sordariomycetes; Hypocreales; Clavicipitaceae. The record is from RefSeq and is a predicted model, not a curated record. The coding region runs from base 1 to 531 and encodes 176 amino acids. The transcript is spliced from 2 exons.
AUGGCCUCUGCCACCUCUCCAGCCGCCUCGCUUCUUAAGCGACAGCUCAAGGAGAUGCAAACGUGCAAGGAUCUUCCCGGAAUAUCAUGCGGUCUAGUCAGCGACAGCAACAUAUUCGAAUGGGAGGUGAUGCUCAUGAUCAACGACGAUUGCAAAUACUACGGCGGAGGCAACUUCCGAGCGAUUCUUGUCUUCCCCCCAACGUAUCCCCACAUGCCGCCCUCCCUGACGUUUCAAGACCCCAUCCCUUUCCACCCGAACAUCUAUCCCGACGGAAACCUGUGCAUAUCUAUUCUACACCCCCCCGAGGAAGACGAGUACGGCUACGAAGCCGCCUCGGAGCGGUGGAGCCCCGUGCAGACGCCAGAGACGAUCCUCCUAAGCACAAUCAGCCUGUUCCACGAUCCCAACAACGAGAGCCCGGCGAAUGUGGAGGCGGCGAGGAUGUUGCGCGAGGAGAGCCAAGGGAAGCACAAGGACUUUAGGAAAAGGUGCAGGAAGUGCGUGAGAGAGAGCCUGGGCGAGGACUAG